AUGCGAUCAGCUAUGAAUUCACUUAUAAUGGUUCUUUAUCGUAACUUAAGAAUAUUUUUCAAUGGCAUAUUAUUAGUUGGUACUCCAUCAAAUGCGGAAUUCAUAUUACAAGAGACCAGCGUAAUUACUGGCUGCCCAGUUGGUAUUGUGAAAACCUAUGAAAUCUCUCAGUCAUUAUCUUUAGAAAAUCAGGUGGGUAUAAGAAUUACUCUUCCAGUUGCUUUUGUAGUGAAAGAAUUGCUCAAUAAGUGCCUCGUGCUACGGAAUGAUCUAUCAUUCAUGCACGAAAAUUCUGAUCAGGCCCUACUGCAGCGAUAUUUUCUGGCUGUAACCAUGAAAGAUUGUUCAGUCAUGAUUAGUCUCAGAUUUAUUGAUGAAACAAUAACAUCAAUUCCACAUUCAAGGUGUUCACCUCCACCAAUUGUGAAGAUUCAUCUGUCUACAAUCCAACAUCCUGAUGCCUGUUUAGUCUGA
Dracunculus medinensis (Guinea worm) is the source of this 474-nucleotide messenger RNA. The record is from the annotation of a GenBank genome assembly. Lineage: Eukaryota; Metazoa; Nematoda; Chromadorea; Rhabditida; Dracunculidae.